CAUUUCUCACACUACUCAGGCACACAGAAAAAAAUCGACUCGACACACCACACACUUCCAAGCACAAUGAACGAACUCCGCGACUCGCCCGCAACGCUCGUCCAGCACGUCCCCAGCCUCCGCAUUGCGCUGAACGACCCCGAGCGUCCCUUGCACGAGCGCUUCCGCGUUCUCUUCACCCUCAAGAACAUUGGCGGCGCUGCAGCCAUCGACGCCAUUGCCGAGUGCUUCAAGGACGACUCGGCGUUGCUCAAGCACGAGCUCGCUUACUGCCUCGGUCAGCUCCAGGAUACGCACGCCAUUCCGUGCUUGACACAAGUGCUGCAGGACACAAACCAGGAACCAAUGGUCCGACAUGAGGCUGCAGAGGCUCUUGGCGCUAUUGGCACGCCCGAGGUGCUCGCAACGCUGGUCGCACACCUCGAGGAUCCCGUUGUCGAAGUUUCAGAGACGUGCCAGAUUGCUGUUGCCCGCGUCAAGUGGGAAAACGGCGGCAAGCAGGCUGCUCAACAAACCGGUGAUUUCAGCGAAAAUCCCUACGAUUCGGUCGACCCUGCCCCUCCGUCCGCCCCUGCGACUGCUGCCGAACUCCGUGGCCGCCUGUUGGACACUGAGCUCACCCUCUUUGAGCGCUAUCGCGCUCUGUUCGCGCUUCGCAACAAGGGAGAUCCCGAGUCUGUUUUGGCUAUUGUGGAUGGUUUUGAUGACAAGAGUGCCCUCUUCCGUCACGAAAUUGCGUACGUUCUUGGUCAAAUGCAGCACCCAGUGUCGGUGCCCGGGCUGAUCAAGGUGCUCGAGCGUGGCGAAAGCGAGUCCUCGAUGGUUCGUCAUGAGUGCGCCGAAGCUCUUGGCUCUAUUGCUACAGAUGAGUGCCUGCCCGUCCUGGAGCGCUACAAGCAAGACAACCAACGUGUUGUCAAGGAGAGCUGCGUCGUGGCAUUGGACAUGCACGCCUUUGAGAAUAGCGGAGAGUUUUUGACGCUUGAACAAGGAGUAGAGAAGAUUGUUCGUGAGGUCAAGGCCAAGCAAGAGUCUGCGUCUGCGUAACACAAAUUUCUUUCGACGAUUCUUGCUGUGGUAGAAAUCUAAUACAGUGGCUUGCAUUCGU
Messenger RNA from Capsaspora owczarzaki ATCC 30864, 1108 nucleotides. Its product is annotated as deoxyhypusine hydroxylase. Lineage: Eukaryota; Filasterea; Ministeriida; Capsasporidae. The record is from RefSeq and is a predicted model, not a curated record. The transcript is spliced from 6 exons. Gene Ontology annotation, molecular function: deoxyhypusine monooxygenase activity. Gene Ontology annotation, biological process: peptidyl-hypusine biosynthetic process. The coding region runs from base 67 to 1047 and encodes 326 amino acids.